Messenger RNA from Leptopilina boulardi, 1257 nucleotides. RefSeq names its product zinc finger protein 853-like. Lineage: Eukaryota; Metazoa; Arthropoda; Insecta; Hymenoptera; Figitidae. The record is from RefSeq and is a predicted model, not a curated record. Bases 1 to 1257 code for a protein of 418 amino acids. The transcript is spliced from 2 exons.
AUGUCUGAAGGAGAUUUUAACGGGUUUAACAUUUCAACAUUGCCACCGCCAUCAACAUCGUUGGCACUGCCAUCAACAUCGUUGGCACCGCCAUCAACAUCGUUGGCACCGCUAUCAACAUCGUCGCCACCGCCACCAUCAAUCUCAAAAAGUUCGCCAGCUAUUACAAAUACACAAAAAAAACGUGGGAGACCAAGUGGAUCACAAAAAAAGCAGGACGAGAAAAAUAAAAAAGAAGAAGCAAAAAAUCGAAAAAAGCGGAACCUGCUGAAUCACAAUUAUCAAUUGAAUUUAGUUGAAACACAACUGGCGGUGGCGAAAAAGCAAAGUGAAAAAAUGCUGGUGCAACUUGACUUGGUUUCUCCAACAUUAUCCCCACCUCUUUCACAAUCUUCAAACCUCCAAAACACACAGCAAGGCACACAGCAAACCACUGAGCAAAGCACACAUCAAAUCACACAUCAAAACACACAUCAAAACACACAACAAGUCACACAACAAGUCACACAACAAAACACACAUCAAAACACACAACAAGUCACACAACAAAACACACAAUGUCAGCUGCUGACACAGAAACAAUUCUUUUGUCCGACAAAUAAUCAGCAGCAAGAGAAUGUACAAUUUGCAGAGUACGGUAAAUGGUUGCAACAACAAGCGGCUGCCGAACAACAGAUGUUGUUACAACAGCAAAUGAUGCAAACAUUUACCAAUAAUCUGAUGCAAAUGCGUGCAACUGAACAACAAAAUCAUUUGUUGCUGAUGGGACCAUUUGCCGGACAGCCAUCUUUAGAGAAUUCUACACAAAAAAGCUUGAUUCUUCAGCAAUUGAGUUCUUCAGUGGAAGAGUUGGAGAAAGCUUUGCUGAAGAAACAAGUAGAAAUAAAUAAUAAAAGUCAGCAGCUGACACAAAUAGAGCAGCACUUAUUCCAAAAGGAGCAACAGCUGCUUCAAAAGAAUCAGCAACUGUUGCAAAUGGAGCAAGAAUUUUUGCUAAAGGAGCAAGAGUUGUUGCAAAAGGAGCAACAGUUGUUAGCAAGUGAAAAAGCUGUUUCUCCUAGUCCAGCCAUUCGUCCUUCUCCGCCAUCGCCAAUUUCACUUCCUCCUUCAAACCAAGGUUCUUCUUCUACGGUUAAGAACUCUCUCGUUGCUUCAGGAUUAAAUCCUUCAAGACAUCAUCCUCAAGCAAAAUAUGCUUUAAAAUGUCUAAAAUGUGGCAAUAUAAAUGUAAGUGUAACACUUUUUAUACUUCCAUAG